This is a messenger RNA of Miscanthus lutarioriparius, 1233 nucleotides long. The record is from the annotation of a GenBank genome assembly. NCBI's taxonomy places the organism in Eukaryota, Viridiplantae, Streptophyta, Magnoliopsida, Poales, Poaceae.
AUGGCGGCGGCUAACCUGCUCUCGCGCUCCCUUCUCCCGACCCCAAACCCUACCCAAUCGAGCCACCCGAACCGCCGGAGCCCCGCCGUCGUCUCAUUCCCUCGCCGCCAUGGCCGCCUGUCCUCCGUGCGCGCCUCCGUCUCCACGGCCUCCCCGUCCCCACCGCCACAGCCCGCGGCGGCGGCGGCUGCCGGCGUGCCGAAGCACUGCUUCCGGCGCGGCGCCGACGGCUACCUGUACUGCGAGGGAGUGCGGGUGGAGGACGCGAUGGCGGCUGCCGAGCGCAGCCCCUUCUAUCUCUACAGCAAGCCUCAGAUCCUCCGCAACUUCGCCGCCUACCGCGACGCUCUCCAGGGGCUCCGCUCCAUCGUCGGGUAUGCCGUGAAGGCCAACAACAACCUCCCCGUGCUACGCGUCCUGCGUGAGCUUGGCUGCGGCGCCGUCCUCGUUAGCGGCAACGAGCUCCGACUCGCUCUCCAGGCGGGAUUUGACCCCACCAGGUGUAUAUUUAACGGAAAUGGGAAGACAUUCGAAGAUCUUAAAUUAGCUGCUGAGAGCGGAGUAUUUGUAAACGUGGAUAGUGAAUUUGAUUUGGAAAAUAUUGUCAGAGCUGCAAGGGCUACCGGAAAGAAAGUGCCUGUUUUGCUUAGAAUAAAUCCAGAUGUGGAUCCGCAGGUUGAUAUAUUCAGAGAUGCUGCAGUUCUUAUGGUGAAUUAUGUUGAUGAAAUUCGAGCACAAGGUUUUAAGUUGGAGUACCUGAAUAUUGGAGGUGGUUUGGGAAUAGAUUACCAUCAUACCGAUGCAGUCUUACCUACACCUAUGGAUCUCAUCAACACUGUGCGAGAAUUAGUUCUCUCUACAGAUCUUACUCUUAUUAUUGAACCUGGAAGAUCUUUGAUCGCUAAUACUUGCUGCUUCGUUAAUAGAGUAACUGGUGUUAAAUCUAAUGGUACAAAGAAUUUCAUUGUUGUUGAUGGCAGCAUGGCAGAACUCAUCAGACCUAGUCUGUAUGGAGCAUACCAGCAUAUCGAACUGGUCUCUCCCCCCACUCCUGGUGCCGAAGUAGCGACCUUUGAUGUUGUAGGACCAGUUUGUGAGUCCGCAGAUUUCCUUGGAAAAGAUAGGGAACUUCCAACCCCUGAUGAGGUGGAAGAGGAUGGUUCGAUCGUUAAGAUCAGGCAUGAGGAGAAGCUUGAUGACUACAUGAAGUUCUUUGAUGGUCUUCCUGCUUAG